Molecule: messenger RNA, 1864 nt
Organism: Dendrobium catenatum
Lineage: Eukaryota; Viridiplantae; Streptophyta; Magnoliopsida; Asparagales; Orchidaceae
Product: protein NRT1/ PTR FAMILY 5.1
Exons: 4
Coding region: 105-1709 (534 amino acids)
Biological process (GO): transmembrane transport
Cellular component (GO): membrane
Molecular function (GO): transmembrane transporter activity
Source: RefSeq, a predicted model, not a curated record
CACUACUUAGUGGUUUGUCUUAAAAAAAUAUCCUCAAAGAUAGAAAUUUUCCCUCUUUUCUCUCCCUCACAAAUAACUAUUUUGAGCUUCUUUUUCUUCAUUUAAUGGAGAAAAAGAAUGGCUACACACAAGAUGGCACCGUUGAUCUCCAUGGUCGGCCGGUGCUUGCGGCUAAAACUGGUCGAUGGAGGGCAUGUGCUUUCCUUGUAGGUAGUUUACUUUUUUCCGAUAGAAAUGAACAGCUUGGUGAAGCUUUGGGAAUGAUCCUGCUUACACUGGCCGUGUGGCUCAAAACCGUACGGCCAAACUGCGAGAAGGGCGAAAUCUGUAACAAGGCAGCGCCAUCUGAAAUCGCAUUCUUCUUCUCCGCUUUGUACAUGAUAGCCAUAGGCGCUGGAGGCACAAAGCCCAACAUCUCAACCUUCGGCGCCGAUCAAUUCGAUGAGUUUGAAGGAGAAGAGAAAAAGCUGAAAGUGUCCUUCUUUAACUGGUGGAUCUUCAGCUCCUUUACCGGAGCCCUGAUGGCUACCACUGGGCUUGUAUUCGUCCAGGAGAACCUCGGCUGGGGUAUAGGCUACGCGAUUCCAACUGCAGGGCUUAUUUUCUCUCUGAUUAUAUUUUAUGUGGGAACGCCUAAGUACAGGCACAAGGUGUGUCGGAAGAGUGGGAUUCCGGCGAGGGAGAUGGUUAGGGUUUGGGUUGCAGCCUUUGCGAAUUGCCGGCGGGAGUUACCGGAGGAUCCGAAGGAGCUGAACGAGAUGGAGCCCCGGCAUUACUUGAUUGCUGGGAAGAGGAGACUAACCCACACUUCGGCUUUCAGGUUUCUCGACAAAGCUGCACUCAAAAGCGGCGAUCGCCUGCUGGUAAAUCCCUGCACGGUGACCCAAGUGGAAGAGACAAAGUUAGUCCUCGGCAUGGCCAUCAUCUGGCUAACCACUCUCAUUCCCUGCACAGUCUUCGCCCAAGUCAACACCCUCUUCGUCAAACAGGGUACUUCGCUCAACCGCUCACUCGGCGACGGCUUCCGCAUCCCCGCCGCCUCUCUCGGCAGCUUCGUCACCAUCUCCCUGCUCCUAUCCACCCCUAUAUAUGACCGUUACUUCGUCCCUUUUAUGCGCCGCCGCACCGGCUGCCCGCGUGGCAUAACCCUCCUCCAACGCAUCGGCCUCGGCUUCGCCUCCCACAUUCCUGUUACCGCCGUCGCAUAUUCCGUCGAACUCCAUCGCAUGCGGGUUAUCAAAACCCAUCACAUUACCUCACCAAACGCCGUCAUACCAAUGAGCAUCCUCUGGCUUUUGCCUCAGUACGUUCUUCUCGGCGUAGGCGACGUUUUCAACGGUAUUGGAUUGCUGGAAUUCUUCUAUGACCAAUCGCCGGAGGACAUGAAGAGCCUGGGCACUACUUUUUUUACCAGUGGGAUUGGAGUGGGGAAUUUUUUAAAUAGUUUUUUGGUGACCGUUGUGGAUGAGUUGACGAAAAGGAGAUCGAAGGGGCGUGGGAAGAGUUGGAUAGGUAAUAAUUUGAAUGAUUCGCAUUUGGAUUAUUACUAUGCGUUUUUGCUGGGGUUAACGGCGCUAAACUUCGCUGCUUUUGUGUGGCUGGCUGCAAGGUAUGAUUAUAAGCAGGAAGAGGCGAUGCCUGAUGAAGGGAAGAUGGAGAGCAGAGGAGGCGAUGAGAGCUCGGUGGCCGUUGGCGGGGCGGCACUGUAGAUGUAAACGUGUGAACAUUUUCUGCUCGUGUGGUUAUAACAAGUCUUCAAGGGAGUGUGCUUGUGCUGUGGUUUAAAUGAUUUAAGUAAUUGAUGAACACUAAUUAAAUGGAUUAAUGUUUUUCUAUAAUCAAAUAAAUAUAAGUUUUAUUAUUA